AUGCCCAGAAAGCCGUGCUACUGGACGCGCAGACUUGAAUUACAGUUAGUUGAAUUCGUCCGCCAAAAAGAAUUUAUUUGGAAGCCUAUCGGUAACACAAAUCAUCAUAUUCAGCAAAAAUAUAAAGCCUAUGCUGAGUUCGCAUCAAUACUAGGGCCUGGGUUUACAGCUAGAUCUGUAAGGGAUCGUUGGGUGAACAUCAGAAGCACUUUCAAUCACAAUCUACGAAAAGUUCUAAAGUCUCAGGAAACAGCAAAAUGUCCCGAAGAAGUGUACACUCCUUGCUGGCCACUAUGGAAGCCCCUUCAAUUUCUUAAAGACCCUUCUAAAAGUGAAGACAGCUUUUAUGAGGAAUAUUCAGCUAUUGAAAGCAGCUUAAAACCAGAACCAAAUUUGAGUGAAACAUUAAUUAGUAUACGCCAAAGAGGACAGCAUAUUGAUAGACCCAAAAAGAAAACUAAAAAGAAAUUUAAACAAUGUAAAGACAUACUGGACAACUUAUUAAUUGCAAUGGCUCCAUUAAAGACAUCAUCAGAGGGCUCUAGUUAUUGGUAUUUUGGGCGUCACGUCACAGAGCGUUUGAAUGCUAUGAGAUCAAUUGACGCUAAAUGUGCAGGUCAAGAGAUUUUAAAACUCUUGGAAGGAAACGAAAAUAGCCAAUUGAAUUCAUUAGGAAGCUGA
This is a messenger RNA of Pieris macdunnoughi, 681 nucleotides long. Lineage: Eukaryota; Metazoa; Arthropoda; Insecta; Lepidoptera; Pieridae. The record is from the annotation of a GenBank genome assembly.